Drosophila innubila is the source of this 4324-nucleotide messenger RNA. It is a transcript of the gene Blm, whose product is annotated as Bloom syndrome protein homolog. The record is from RefSeq and is a predicted model, not a curated record. Gene Ontology annotation, molecular function: 3'-5' DNA helicase activity; four-way junction helicase activity; ATP binding. The transcript has 4 exons. The coding region runs from base 122 to 4282 and encodes 1386 amino acids. Lineage: Eukaryota; Metazoa; Arthropoda; Insecta; Diptera; Drosophilidae. Gene Ontology annotation, biological process: DNA replication; double-strand break repair via homologous recombination. Gene Ontology annotation, cellular component: nucleus; chromosome; cytoplasm.
AAAGAGAUGAAGUGUUGCCCGCGUUUUUAUUUUAUUUAGUUUGUUUACGUUGUCCGAUUCAGUUAAUGUAGUUUUUAAGUUUGAAUACAAAGUUGUGUCAAGUUGUAAAUAUCGUUACACGAUGUCUAGGAAACCCAUUGUUCAAAACAAACAGCUGUCAAUGACUGCAUUCCUUGGAUUAGAUGGAAGCAGUCAAAGUCAAUCGUCGCAAUCUCAGAAAGUCGCACGAAAAAAUAUUUUGGAGGCAAAGACAGCUAAAGCAAAGUUUUACAACCCCAUUUAUCUGGAUUCUUCAUCAUCUGACGAGGAUGAUGCGGAAACACAAAAGCCACUCUCUACUACAUUGGCAUUGUCAAAGAAUAAGGCGCCGGACAAAGACGCCAAUGACAAUUCGCUUAUCAAAAGGUAUAGCUUUGAUAAUGUUAAGCAAUCGCCAUUGGCACCACUUGCCACGGCAACAGGCUCAAGUGUUAAAAUGAACUUUGACAACUUCGAAGAGGCGCUGAAACAGGAUGCAACUUAUCAAGCGUCAUUGUCAAAGCUAAAUGGACACAUCAAUAAGCUGUCCAUGUCCCCACGUAAGCCAGUAUCAUUGUCACUGUCGCCGCUAAAGCCUCCAGUCGUUGAAAAGCCAGUAUUGAAUAUUUCAAAUGGAAGCAGUUCCCAAGAUAGUUUUGAUAUAUUGGUGAGUCAAACACAAAAGGAGAAGCCGACUCUAAAAACAGAACAAUCCAGCAACUCGGACAAACAAACGCCAGAUCCAAUCUCCUCGAAUUUUGCUUCAAGUGUAAAGAAAGACCUGGAUUUAAGCUCGCCAGUGGUGUUACCAGCUCCUACGGUGAAGCCCAAACUAAAAAUUGUCUUUAGCAAUUCACUUGGCGAUUACUUACGGGAUUUGGGACAAUAUGAUAUUGAUAUAAGUAAAACGGAAUUUGGCCAACAGAAUGAAGCAUUACUAAAGAGUACAAUGGGCUCAUACAAGACCAGGUACAUUGAACUAAUGGAAAAGUAUUGUGAGGUAAUUGAUCAAAUACCUGCUGUUCACUUCAAUGAAAUCGACGGAUUUGAGGCAAACACAUUUCUUAAGCUUAAGGUAAUGCGUCAAAAGUUCAAGGCGCGAACUCAACUACUAGAGAGGCAAAUAGAGCGUCAAAAGCGGGAACGUGAGGCACAGGCGGAUGUGACGGAAUGUGACUUUGAUGCUAUGGAACGGGAGGAGCGAGAAAUGCAGGCAGAACUGAAGCAGGCUCAAGUAGAAACACCAAGUAGCUAUGCAACUGCAGCCUCAGAGGAUCAAUACGAGGAGGAGCCCAGUGAUAUUGAACUUAACACAAAGCCGACAACAUCUAAACCAAAUACAAGAUAUACCAAUGGUCCGCCAGAUGAUUUUGAUGAUCUGGUACCCGUGUCAAGUCCCCACCAUGGCUCUGACGAUGAUGAUUACUUAGCUCAGAGCAUGCGGCUUGACGAUGAAGAAAUUUACAGCUCUACACAGUAUACAGAAAAGCUUGUCCAGCCCGUCCAGUCCACCAAGAGCUUGCCCAAAUCUAACGUCGAUUCAGAUGAUGAUUUCGAGGACACAUUAAAGCAAAUACGGGAAGAGCAUGAAGCUUUACAAGGUCGUAAGUCCCAGUAUAAUAACUAUGCCUAUGCCGACUUUGAGGCUGUGAAGCAACCAACCUCUAAAAAAGAUCCGGAACCUGCACAGCGCAUUAAUUUUGCUGAAAGUAAACAGCCUACAGUCAAUCUCGACGAUGAUGGCUUUCCAGAGUACGAUCCGGCUCUUUUUGAGCAGGCGCAUGCUAAAGCAGCUGCCAGCAUUGAUUUGACCUCUGAUGGGCCCAGUACAAGUCUCUCCGUCAGCAUGGCAAGUAAAACUACUAAGCCGGCUACUGCACAAAAGAUAUCGGGUAAUUUCCAUGCCAAUGUUCACAAUGAUGGUAUCACCGGAGAGUUCGAUGGUCAAAAAUUCGAGCAUUCAACACGCUUGAUGCAGGCACUCAGCUUCAGCUUUGGCUUGAGAAGUUUCCGACCUAAUCAAUUGCAGGUGAUUAAUGCGGCACUGUUGGGCAAUGAUUGUUUUGUACUUAUGCCCACUGGAGGCGGAAAAUCCCUAUGCUAUCAAUUGCCCGCCAUUCUCACUGAAGGCGUCACCAUCGUCAUCAGUCCGCUUAAGUCGUUAAUUUUUGAUCAGGUCAACAAACUAGCCUCUCUAGACAUUUGUGCAAAGUCAAUGUCUGGUGAGCAGACAUUGGAUGAAGCUAUGUCAAUUUACCGCGACCUCGAGAUGCAUCCUCCGCUGGUCAAGUUGCUGUAUGUAACACCGGAGAAAAUUUCUAGUUCUGCGCGAUUUCAAGAUACUCUGGACCAGCUGAAUGCCAACAAUUAUAUCAGCCGAUUUGUGAUUGACGAGGCUCAUUGUGUUUCCCAGUGGGGACAUGACUUUAGGCCCGACUACAAGAAGUUAGGAAUUCUCCGCAAACGUUUUCCCAAUGUGCCAUCAAUGGCACUGACUGCAACGGCUACGCCACGUGUCCGCCAGGAUAUAUUGCAGCAGCUGAAUCUGACGCAUUGCAAGUGGUUCCUCUCGAGCUUUAAUCGAAGCAAUUUACGCUACCAGGUGCUGCCCAAGAAAGGUGUCGCGACAGUAGACGACAUGCGGAGUUUCAUACAAACGCGACCGUCUACAUCCAGUGGGAUCAUCUAUUGUCUUUCUCGCAAGGAAUGUGAUGAGGUGGCCAGUAAGAUGUGUGCGGCAGGGAUACGUGCGUCUGCCUACCAUGCUGGCCUGACGGAUAAGGCGCGUGAAUCUCGUCAAAAGGAUUGGAUAACGAACAAAGUGCGCGUUAUAUGCGCAACUAUUGCCUUUGGCAUGGGCAUUGACAAGCCCGAUGUACGCUUUGUGCUGCACUACUCGCUGCCCAAGUCCAUAGAGGGUUACUACCAGGAAGCGGGUCGCGCUGGGCGUGACGGAGAAAUAGCCGAUUGCAUCCUUUACUACAACUACAGUGAUAUGAUGCGACUUAAGAAAAUGAUGGAUGCCGACCGAGCGCUCCAGUAUCAUGUGAAGAAGAUUCAUAUUGAUAACCUGCAUCGUAUUGUCGGCUACUGUGAGAAUAUCACCGAUUGCCGUCGCGCCCAGCAACUGGACUAUUUUGGAGAGCAUUUUACCAGUGAACAGUGCCUGGAGAAUCGUCAAACUGCCUGUGAUAACUGCUUGAAGAAACGCAGUUAUCAGCAGAUCGAUGUGCUUGAGCAGUGUCGUAAGGCGGCUUGUGCUGUUCGAGAUUUGUGCAGUGGUCGGUCGCGCUUCACGUUGCUCCAUUUGGCGGAUGUGCUAAAGGGCUCAAUGAUUAAAAAAAUUGUUGAUUUCGGGCACAAUAAGACGCCUCACCAUGGCGCACUUAAGGACUGGGACAAAUCAGAUGUGCAGCGGUUGCUCCGUUUAAUGGUGCUCAGGGAUUAUCUUAAGGAGGACCUUAUCUUUUCCAAGGAUAUUCCGCAGGCCUAUCUGUACCUGGGCAACAACAUCAAUGGUCUAAUGAAAGAGACGCCCAAAAUUGAAUUUGCGCUCACACGCAAAGAAGGCGGCGGCUCCAAAGUGGUGGCCACCGUCUCAGAACCGACGUCAGCCGGAAAUAGUGAUUUGCGUCAUAUUCACGAUCGCUGCUAUAGCGAUCUGCUUGAUUUGUGCCGCACCAUUGCCGCUGCUCGUAAUGUGACAAUGGCCAGUAUAAUGAAUAUGCAAGCACUGAAGGCCAUGGCUGAGGAGCUGCCGACUACCGAGAAGGAUAUGUGCGCCAUUCCGCACGUCACAAAGGCCAAUUUCGAUAAGUACGGAGCUAAACUUCUGGAGAUCACAAAUGGCUAUGCAUUGGAAAAGGAUUGCCUGCAGGUCAUGCAGGAUAUUGAAGCCACUGAAUCCUCUGCGACCGUGCCGACAACGCCAGCACACGACGAUAACGAUUGGGCACAAGCUGCUGCAUCACAAGGCGCUGGUGGAUCAGCUGGUGGUGGUAUGCGCGGCGGUAAACGCAAAAGAGCCUGGCGAGGACGCGCCACUGGAGCUGCGACUGCCAAGCGUUAUAAAGGCGCGGCGUCUGCUGCUGCUUCUCCUGCGGCGGCGCGUAAGAAGGCCACACCAGCGAGAGCUGCUCGUGGCGCCGGAAGUAGCGCUGCUUCCAAACGUGGAGCUGCCCGUGGUGGCUCCAGCUCUUGGUUGGGUAAAAAAACGGGCACCAGUACUGGGUUUCAACUAAUGCCAUUGCCUGGAUCAAGAUAGUUAAGUUUGCGAAACAAUAAACAGUUUUUUAUCACUUUGAAA